AUGGCGCCCGCUACCAUGGACCCUCGGACAUGGUUCAGCCAUCUCACUCCAUACUUCGUCUACGUCCUCUUCAUCGCGACCCUGGGGCCAUUGCUCUUCGGCUUCCACUUGGCCGAACUGAACGCACCCGAAGAUGUAAUCCGCUGCAAGAAAGAUUCUAUUCGCGCUGCCGCCGCCACCCUCCCGCAAUGCAUUGAGAUGACUCCAACCCAAUGGGGCGUUGUGGGGUCGACGUAUACACUUGGAGGUCUGAUCGGAGCCCUCUCUGCAGGGCCGUUGGCUGGAAAAUAUGGUCGUAGAAGAACGAUGCAGAUCACCACCGUCUUCUUCAUCCUCGGCCCCGUUUUCGAGGCACUUUCGCCAAACAUUGGCGUCAUGUCGUUUGGAAGACUGCUGUCCGGUGUGGGAGCUGGAGCUUCUGUUGUGGUUGUUCCCAUUUACAUCUCUGAGAUUGCUCCUCCAGCGGAGAAGGGCUUCUUCGGUGCCUUUACACAGAUCAUGUGCAACGUUGGCAUUCUCGUCACUCAGUUGCUUGGCUACUUCUUGAGUCACGGACAGUAUUGGAGGAUCAUACUAGCUGCCGGAGGUGUCAUCGGUAUGGUGCAGAGUCUUGGUCUUCUCUUGUCCACAGAGAGCCCCAAGUAUAUUGCUGAGCAAGGCAACGGUACCCAAGCGAAGAGAAUUCUUCGUAAGAUCAGGGGUGAAGGCGCGGACAUCGACGAAGAGAUCAGUGACUGGCAGAAAGAUGGUAUGGAUGACGCUGACGAAGAGCAAACAUUGCUCGGUGACGAGGACCGCGAGCGAGUGACACCAAAGAAUCAGCAGAGAGAAGAGGCCAUGAGUAUUGGCCAGGUCCUUCGUCACCCUGACUAUAAGAAGGCCGCAAUCGCAGUCAUCAUGGUCAUGUUGGCCCAACAACUCAGUGGUAUAAACAGCAUCGUCAUGUAUGGCGUCUCUCUAUUAGCGGAUCUGCUCGAGUCGAAUUCAGCACUCUUAAACCUCGCCGUGUCGGCGGUCAACAUCAUCUUCACUGCCGCGUGCGCACCUCUUGUCGAUAAACUGGGUCGCAAGACUUGCCUGCUCCAGUCGUUAGCUGGAAUGGGCACCAGCUCGCUUUUGCUGGCUUUUGGCAUUAUCAAUCACGUGCCUGUUCUUUCGGCCAUUGCAGUCCUUCUUUUUGUAUCUAGCUUUGCUCUUGGAUUGGGCCCCGUUCCAUUCAUCCUCUCAGCCGAGCUUGUAGGGCCAGAAGCUGUUGGCGCGACGCAGAGUAUUGCCCUCGCCGCGAAUUGGAUCGCCACAUUUCUUGUUGCUCAAUUCUUCCCUUUGGCGAGCGCGAAAUUGCACGGCAAGGUCUAUUUUAUUUUCGCCGCAUUAUCCGCCUUCUUUUUCCUCUUCAUCGGCUGGUUCGUGCCUGAAACGAAAGGCAAGAAGAACGCUGAUGAGGUUUGGGGAAGGGAGCGACGAGUAGAUUGA
Molecule: messenger RNA, 1473 nt
Organism: Periconia digitata
Lineage: Eukaryota; Fungi; Ascomycota; Dothideomycetes; Pleosporales; Periconiaceae
Source: the annotation of a GenBank genome assembly